Fonsecaea erecta is the source of this 1833-nucleotide messenger RNA. RefSeq lists its product as hypothetical. The coding region runs from base 1 to 1833 and encodes 610 amino acids. The record is from RefSeq and is a predicted model, not a curated record. The transcript has 2 exons. NCBI's taxonomy places the organism in Eukaryota, Fungi, Ascomycota, Eurotiomycetes, Chaetothyriales, Herpotrichiellaceae.
AUGUCGGAUCUCAAUCCCGGGUGGAGUGUGGUCGACAUCAGUGAUGCUGCAAAGGUGCUUCACACCCUAUUGAAGAAUUUAGAACCACACAAGGGUGCCAAACGGAGGCACAGGGAUGACCUCCAGUAUCUGCAACAUUAUCUACUCCCAAAACUUCUUCUGAUCCAAAACUAUGUCAAAGACGUCGGCGACAACAACGACCAUCCCCGCAAAGGAGGGUGGGAAGCCGAUCUGGGAGCUCUGGCACAGGCCUGGCAGAAGUUUGAAGACUACCUCUACAGUCGGUAUGGGCUGCUACUCGAAAGCCCCAGCCAUGACAGCGCGGAGGAUGAUGUUGCUUGGACCUGGGAUGAACUUUCAGAGAAAAUCCAAGAGAUCAAGCUAACAUCCAGGGAUGCUUUGGACGAUAUUGAUAGACUCAGUCUGCUCGAGAUAUGUGACCGAUUUGGCCUCGUCCUGCCGAAACUGGACACCAUGUUCGAGAAGAUCGAAAGCUACGGCCAAUGCGUGUCGACCUACCGGAAGGACGUCCAGGACGUGCUGUACACGAUCCGGUCCAACAAGCAGGACUUCAAGUCGCUGGAGAACCUGCUCCACGGGAGCAUGGCCGAGCUCGCACGGAAGAUCAGCGACAGCCAGAGCGAGACCGACGCCAUUAAGGCGCAACUGCACGCCACGUCGGAGAAGCUGGACCGCCUGCUCGCCCUGCUCGCCGAACAGCGCGGGAACUGUACCACCAAGACCGACAAGAAGUAUCUAGACCAGUUGCGGAAAGAGGUUCAGAAGCAAGCCGACUCCGUCGCGCGGCUGCGGGCUUCAGUCGACGAGACCAUGAGCACCAUGGCGGAAUUCUCGCACGCCCUGGAGAAGCUAAACGUCUGGAGGGGAGUUUCACAGUGUGCUUCUGGCGCGCUUAACGACUUGAACGACAUGCUGAGCAAGACCGUGUCGUCCCUUGAGAGACUUUGCGACAACCUUAAGCGACAGACGUCCCUCUUCACGUUCAAGGCGCUGUUCUGGCGACGGACGAAGCCGACUGAGGAGGUAACUUCCUCCGAACACGACGACGUUCCCAACAGCCCAUCGCCACCUGAGGAAUCCUCUCCAGACGCGACGGGUGCUGAGGAUAACGAGUCUGCAAAUUCCAGCACACUGCUCGAGUCUUCACCCCCGCCUCUGAGCCAGAACCACACUUCAUCUUCAUCAUCGUCAUCGCCACCAUCGUCCAUCGUCAUGGCACUGACCGCUCCACCCCACUCCCCCAUGAAGUCUGCAGGAUUCUCCAUCCAGGACCUGGCCACGCUGCUCGCGGCAUCACCCGAAGAAGCAGCCGAAGCGGCCGCCGCGGCGACCGCCAUCACCUGGGCCCUGUCGAACUCCCCACCUCCGCUGCCGCGCCGAUCUUCCGGCCGCAAGUCUUACCAGUACGUGCUGCACACCCUGCCGCAGCGCCAGAGCCAGCCCGUCUCCCUCCUGGCCGUUCCGGGGCAGGCGACUCCAGCAAGAGCAGCAGCAGCAUCAACAGCGAUGUUGUCGUCGCCACACCAUUCAUCGACGUCGUCGUGGUCAUCCAUGUCCCUGCCGCUGUCGUCGUCGGAACUCGACUCGCCGUGUCGGAUGUUUUCGAGGCCGAUGGCGUGGCCCUCGGCGCCGUCGUCCGUCUACGAGUCGUCGAUCCCAGAGCUCACCACCUCGUAUGCUGCUGAUGCUGACGCUGACGAUGAUGCUGGUGACAAUGCUGUCGUCAUAGCCGCAGAGCGGACCAAGCAGUCGUCGCUGUUCGACCUGUUAGAGCAGCGGUAUAGCCUGACGGUCGUGGCGACGCGCACUUAG